Molecule: messenger RNA, 8090 nt
Organism: Stylophora pistillata
Lineage: Eukaryota; Metazoa; Cnidaria; Anthozoa; Scleractinia; Pocilloporidae
Product: DNA polymerase zeta catalytic subunit
Biological process (GO): error-prone translesion synthesis; double-strand break repair via homologous recombination
Cellular component (GO): zeta DNA polymerase complex; nucleus
Molecular function (GO): DNA binding; DNA-directed DNA polymerase activity; nucleotide binding
Source: RefSeq, a predicted model, not a curated record
UUGAUACCUUUUCAUACAAGUUCUGAAUCCGUAACCCACCCUCCACCACCUCCCCCACAUAGAUUCAAACGCUUCUACAAACUGAGCUACAAAGCUUCGAAGAGGCUAUACCAAAAGUGCGAUGAAAGUUAAGAAUUGUUUGUCACUUGAAACUCUUUAGCUUCUAGUUUGGAUCAAGAGAUGGUGAACAUUUUGGCAAGUUUAGCUGAGGAACCCCGUCAGCCGUGUGCCAGCCAGAAAGCUCAAUUAAGUCAAAGUAUCAUACUGGAUCAGGAUGUGCUGUGCAACGAGGAAGGUAAUGAAGACGAGGAGCUUAGUGAGUCGGAGGAGUCUAUUCUGAUGUCACAGAAGGUCUGGGACGAUAUUGAGGUGGCACUCUCUGAAGUGGAGAAUGUUGACGACCAGGGUGAUGCACAUGUCAAUGACAGUCAGUCCGUCAGGCCCUCUCAGUAUGACAUGGAAGGAAUGACAGAUACGUGGAUUGGAUCUUUCUUAGGUGAGAACAUUCCCCAGUUAGAUGGGGCCGCAGAUGAAGAAUCCUAUGGAAAGGAAGACUUCAAAAUACAGCGGGGAAAACCGAAAAAAGUCAAAACCAAGACAAGUCUUAAUGUGGAUGAUAAAGUGUCAAGAGAUGUAAGUCAAACCUCAACCUUGAAUCUCAGAUCCUCGGGGGAAAAUGUAAAAGAAGAGAAAAAUGAGACGAGCGGAGAGUUUUAUAGCGUAGAUGUUUGGCCAAAAAAAGGACUGGCAGUUCGUACGUAUUCGAGGAAGAGUAUGUCUGUUCCAAAGAAUCGAAAGACUCCAUCGCUGAACGUAGAAAUGGUUGCAGUGAAUAGUGACGAAGAAAAACAGCAGGAGAAAUGCGGAGAUGAAUUUAAGUUGUUUCUCAGUGAUUCGAGUGACUCUGAAAGUGAAACAUUCAAGGAGAGGAAUGUAGGGUCCAAACAAAAUGAGGUGAAUGUGUAUCCUCAGACAAGACAAAUCCCAGAAGAGUUAAAAACUAGCAGGUCAGAAACCUCUACUACUCGGAAUUCUACAGGAACGUCGAGCGAGAGUUGUACUCCAGUUAUAACGAAGUAUUUUCACAGCCCUGUUAAAAACCCUGAACGCACGAAAAGAACCGACUGGUUUCACCCGCACUCUGAGGGGAAGUCUUUAACACCAUCGGAACAAUCUGGGGAAGAAGUGGUACCUCAUUAUUCCAAACAACAAAAAUUAGAUUUGCGUAAGAGUUCUUUUCGGAAAAGAAAGUUGACAGAGGUGGACAGGAAUGAAGAAAAACUUUUUAGAGGAAUAGUUACGCGGAGAACAAGCAAGAAUUUAGAUGUAUUGGCAUCUUUGGGUGUUGUUAGUGACGCCAUGAAGGAUUUGACAGUUUCGCUGCAAGAUAUCUCUCAUCAGAAAAUACUGAGCUCGAAGCUUAACGAAGCCAAACAACGUUUGAGAAAAAGGAAUGAGAGUUAUACAUUUAUAAGGGAGAGGUUAAAAAGCCCCAAUAGAGAACAGAAACUACUUGUUGAGCGAUCGCCUCAGCUGAGCAAGAAUGAAAAGUCCCCUUUGUCGAGGAAGAAAAAUAGUUCUCCGAGGAGAAAAGAAGAAAGGGCGAAGAGGUUCGGAUCGAUACCUAUUGUGAUUGAAAAGUCGCCUAAAAAGAAUCAAGUUCCGGUUAACAAUCUAGUCCCAGAUACGAAUCGUCUGCUUACGGAGACAUCAUCUCCAAAUCUAUCUUCUGCACAGAUUUUAGGUCGUCAGGACUGCGAUGGUAGCGAUCCUAACCUCAAUUGCGGGAUGGGACGAGCCUCGUUCCCAAACAGAGCACAAGUUUUGAGACUUCUGUCCUCUCAGUCAACUACUUCUACAUCCUCUGUAGGUAGCAUACAAACUUCCCGUAUUCCUUCUGUCUCGUCCCGUGCACUGACCCUUAAAUCUGAUAGUAAGCUCAGGGGAAAGUCCCACAAUGAACCGGGGAAUGUUUUGUCCUUGCGAAAGGGAGGGCUAAAGCGGAAGCUUAUGAUGGACACUGGAGAAAAACAAAUGAAGGCAAAACCAAGGAUAGACACGUGUGGUAUUGGAAAGAAAAGAAAGCUUUCUUUAACACUUAUCAAAGCAGAUAAAACUUGUCUUGAUGAGAAGAAGGAUUGUGACAAGGAAACUUUGGUGACAUCCGCAGAAAAUUGUUCCGUCAAAGACUGCGAAUCCGUUUGCGAGACUGACGACUUUAUCGGUAAGAUUCAACUUGACACUGAAGACAACGCUACUUUUUCUCGCUCUGAAGCUAAAGUUAAAUUGUCUUCAAACACCGGUGUGUUGGAGGACAUUACCUGUAUACCAUCCAGUCCGGUUGACUCUGACUCGAACGAUGAUUCUGUGAAUAAUUCUGAUUCUUCAGCGACCUCCGCUGAGUUGAAACCUCUUUCGUUGCCGGCUUCAUCAUACGGUAGAGUUAAUGAUUCUGGAGAUUCGUCUGUGUCUAAUGAAAAUCAGCGCGAAGCGUUUGAUAACGUUUGUGACAACUUAAAUGGCCCACAACUUUUAUCCCAGGAACUGUUUCCAAAAGAAAGAGACACGGAGUUAUUAGCUAAUGCUCUUUUUAACAUGUCUUUUCCGUCGCCGUUGCCAUCAAGGCGAUGUUGCUCCCCUCCUUGUCCGUCUUCGCCAUCUGACGCCAACCGACAUUCAAAUCAACUCGGGAGUGAAGGGAAGAUGGUGGAACAACAGUUUUUUGUCGCUGCAAAUAGCAGAAUUGUUAACGAAGACGGAGACAGCGUUUUAAGAAAAGGCGGAAUGUCUACAUCUUCUCUGAGUCCCGUUAAUCGAACUGACCAUUGUAGCUUGGCGGAUGGUCACCCGCGCGCAAAGUUUUCGCUUCUGGAAACAGGUCCUCGACUCGGAGAAACACAGACUUCAUUUGAAAGUACUUCCAUGUUGUAUAACGAUGCGGAAGCGUGCGGACAUGUUGAAAAUAGUUAUAAUCGCUUAAAAGGAGUUGAUGGCAAUCUGAAAAUGGUUGGUGAAUCUUGGAAAAGCCAUGUUAAUAACAGCAAGCCGAAGGCAAAAGACGAACAGUCCUCAAUGGAAGGGAAUGUUACGGGGAGAGAAAAGGACUGUACAUUCAAUUUAGGAUCAACAGUUUCCGAAGAAAAACCGUUCGAUAGCAGUAGUAACCGUGUAACUAAGUCGAAUGCAUCAGUCGCUGACACAAGAGGGCCAGAAACAGAAAGAACUCCUCUGCAGCGAGAAUGUAUUCCUGAAUCCGCUGAAGCACGAGAAGCAGACUUUGAACAAGGAGAGCUUGUGCUAAGGAUGAAUGUGGCAGGAAACAGUUCAACUCAUAUCCAACUAGUACAACAGUGUAAUCUGCAAAACGAAGAAAUGGAAAUUUGCGUGCAGGGCGAUAGUAGAGAUAGGACAGUCUGUACAGGAAACUCGCUUAACUGCCGUUUAGCCGCCGGAUUGCAUGCAAAACCGGACAGAAUUUACAAGAGCAGUAUUUCCGGUGCAAAUGCUCCACAGAAUGACAGUUUGUCACUUGAGUCAUCUAAGAGCGACAGCUUCCAGAGUAAAAAUGUUAUAGCCUUUGAACCUUUAAAGCGGCCACCUACAUCCGAAGAACUUUUAAACUCGCUCAAGGAUUAUGGGCUUCCUCAGUGCAGGUAUCAACAGCCUUUUUGCAGUGACCCGGAUGACGUCCCGUCAUGCCCCAGGGAAGUAGGCGGACGAAUUUUGAGAAUCGAAUCAAAGAAGGUUUCAAGCCUUCCAGAGUUUGAAUCAGCAGGUUCUUUGCAAGGUUUGAAACACUGGAAAUUUGUGCUCUCAUCUGCUCUUGAGGUUAGCCUUUAUGACCUUGGCCAAACCGUUGAGGAUGCAACGGACUUCAAAAAAAAUGUUGAGCUGAGGAUUUCGUUAGUGGGAGACGGAGAUGUAGUGGUAACACCAUGUCGGGGCCCGCCAACGCCUCAGGCUGUCAAGGCCUGGGCACGAGAUAAACUUGCCAAACGGAGACAAGGAACGAGUUUGAAAAAAGCGAAACGUGAACAGGGGACAUCGAAAGAUGAAAAUUUGGAGAAAGUUGAAACUAAACAAUCAUCAAAUCCGACAAAAAUAAUUGCAGAGGUUUCAAAAACUUCCAAACUCGAACUGAAUCAAGCCAUACCGGAAUCAUCUCUGCCAAAAAUUCCUUCUGAGAAAAUCACCUGCGAGUCAGGUGCGCUCGUUCUAGAAGAUCUUCCAAAACACAAGGUUCUUGACGGUGUUGAUGGAGAUAAAAAGACGAAUGUUGUAGAUCUGUCCGAUUCUUCAAGUCCUGCUGAAGUAGUUAGUCCUGGCAGCUUGUUCUCGUCAAACGAGGAGAAGCUGUUUACACUUGCAUCAAGUUUUAAACAAAGUGAAAAACACAAUCUUGGCGAAAUUUCAGGAACGCAACCGAUAAGUAUUAAUAGCAGUCUUGGGCUUGCUGUUCCUGAUGAACAACUUCAUCAAGCUAACAGUGUUACUACAGAAACAAACUCGCCGCCAAGUACAGUCAUGCAAUCCAAGGCAGCCACGCCACCGGCACGAAUUUCUUCAAAAGGCUCUCCACAGCUAAGCCCUCUAACCAUAAAACAAGUAUUAUCGCCGACAUUACAAACUCAAGAUUCCCCCGCUGCUGCGCCACAUCACAGCACCCCGGUGGCUACAAAUCUUGUCUAUGGCCUUCGGUCGCCCCGCUGUACUCCAAUCUCAGCUGCUACUAAUGCGAAGAGUCCGGAGACAAAUGCCCAGAAUCCUGUGAAGGGCAAUACUGGUCACCAGGCCUCUACGGACCAAACUCCUUUGCGGCAGCAAAUGCUGGCCAGUCGAUUCAAGUUCGUCACACCAGGAUCUAAACCAAGGUGCCAUUUGCCUUGGAGCUCACAGAUCGAGGGUCCUUCUCCUAACAACACGUACGGGUUUAAGGUUACUCAGAUAAACCUCAGGGACGCCAAGGCCUUACACGAGGUACAACAUUUGACACUGUUUAGCUUAGAGCUCCAUGUAAGAACCAGGCGUGACAUGAGACCAGAUCCGGAAUUUGAUCGUAUUUGUGCGGUAUUCUACUACAUACAAACUGACACACCCCUUCCUUCGGGAAAAAACAAAGUAACUGGAAUCAUCUGCGUGGAUCCAGAAUCUGCCAAGAUUUGUGGCUUCACAACUGAAAACAAAGACACAGGUAUUUCGAACACUGACAUUACAACGCCAGUUGCGCCAUCAAACGAUACGGUAGUAUCAACCUCAUCAAGAGCUACACAGAACACCAGAGCAGCUUACUCGAGACCUCUAUUAUCCCGGUCGGGAAUCGCACAUCACGAUAUUCAAUACGUGGCUGAGGAGAAGGAUCUGUUCCCUGCUUUGAUCAAAAUAAUCCGCAAAUGGGACCCUGACAUUUUGAUUGGAUAUGAGAUACAAAUGUUCUCCUGGGGAUUUCUUUUGGAGAGGGCGUUGUUCUUCGAGAUCGACUUUUGCAGUUGGUUAUCGCGCGUAAAAGGCUCGUCCUCUGACAGUAAUAUGGACGCUGAGAAAGACAACUGGGGUGCUGCGCAUACAUCUGAGUUUAAAAUUGCUGGACGCAUAAUUUUAAACGUCUGGAGGCUCAUGAGACACGAGGCAGCCCUAAAUAGCUACUCAUUUGAAAACGUAGCAUUUCACGUUCUUCACGAACGAAUACCGCUGUACUCCUUUCGCACGUUGUCAGACUGGUGGGAUCAGCGAACGUCAUUAAAUCGCUGGAGGACUGUCGAUCAUUACGUCUUGCGUUGCCGUGGUAAUGUCAGGAUAUUAGAAUCCGUGGAUUUCAUUGGUCGGACCAGUGAACUGGCAAGGCUUUUUGGAAUCUUGUUCUUUUCCGUCAUAUCUCGUGGAUCACAGUAUCGUGUCGAGUCCAUGAUGCUGAGGAUAGCAAAACCAAUGAACUAUAUUGCAGUUUCUCCCAGCGUCGAACAACGUGGACUAAUGCGUGCCCCAGAAACAAUUCCUUUGGUGAUGGAACCAGAAUCCCGAUUCUACAGUGAUCCAGUCCUGGUCCUCGAUUUCCAGUCUCUGUAUCCAUCAGUGGUCAUAGCUUACAACUAUUGUUUCUCCACCUGUCUUGGGCGAGUCAGCUGUCUGUCGGAGUACGGCGAAUUCAAGUUCGGUGCCACCUCUUUACGUGUUCCUCCAAGUCUUUUGAAAAAACUUGAAGGUGAUAUUCAUGUCUCGCCAAGCGGUGUCGCGUUUGUCAAAUCCAACAUAAGACGGGGUAUUCUUCCCAGUAUGUUGGAGGAGAUCCUUGAGACACGAAUCAUGGUGAAGGCGUCAAUGAAGAAGUGGAAAUCAGACAAGUCCCUCGGGCGAAUGUUAGAUGCACGUCAACUGGGCUUGAAGCUGAUAGCAAAUGUGACGUUUGGGUACACUUCUGCUCAUUUCUCCGGCAGGAUGCCUUGUGUAGAGAUUGGCGACAGUAUCGUCCGUAAAGCGCGCGAGACACUUGAGCGCGCAAUUGAUCUCGUGAACAACACUCCCCGCUGGGGUGCGCGUGUCGUGUAUGGAGAUACUGACAGUUUAUUUGUAUUGCUAAAGGGAGCCACCAAAAAACAAGCGUUCAUUAUUGGUAAAGACAUUGUGGAUACUGUCACAGCUAUGAAUCCCAAACCAGUCAAACUCAAGUUUGAAAAGGUUUAUCUGCCUUGUGUGUUACAGACGAAGAAGCGUUAUGUCGGAUACAUGUACGAGACACUUGAUCAGAAGGAACCCGCGUUUGAUGCUAAAGGGAUUGAGACUGUUCGCAGAGACUCCAUUCCCGCAGUGGCAAAGAUUCUUGAAAAGUCGCUGCGAAUUUUGUUUGAAACACGUGACCUGUCCCUGAUCAAGAAGUAUGUCCAGCGGCAGUGCACAAAGUUGAUGGAGGGACGUGCCAGUCUCCAGGACUUCACUUUCGCCAAAGAAUACCGCGGCAUGAAGAACUAUAAGCCAGGUGCAUGCGUGCCAGCUCUGGAGCUCACGAGGCGCAUGCUUAAAGUCGACCGCAGAUCGGAGCCAAGAGUAGCAGAAAGAGUUCCUUACGUAGUGGUGUAUGGAAGUCCAGGAUUACCAUUGAUUCAACUUGUAAGACGACCUCAGGAAGUGCUCCAGGAUCCAAGCCUUCGGUUAAACGCGUCGUAUUACAUCACCAAACAGAUCUUACCACCGCUCAAUCGCGUCUUCUCUCUCAUUGGCUUAGACGUGUUCACAUGGUACGCGGAACUCCCACGUGUCGUACGAGUGGCGCAGAUACCUUCGGAUCCAGGAGAAAGAAAAAAGGGCACUAUUUCUCAGUACUUUUCAACCAUGGCAUGCCCGGUUUGCCAAGACCUCACUCCCACUGAUCUGUGCGCCAAAUGUCGAGGUAUGCCCCGGCGGUCAGCUGUUAUACUAAUCACCCGCAUGCGCGGUUGGGAACGAACGUAUCAUCACCUAGCAGAGAUUUGUUACGGCUGUUCCGGCUCACGUGAUACCAAGUUACGUUGUGUGUCUUUGGACUGCCCAGUAUUUUACAAGCUCGUGCAAUGUACACGUGACCUGAAGUCAUCUGAACAUCACAGGAAGGUUCUGGACAGUUUGUAACAACAAGAAGACUGCCUUAACAACUGGUAAUAGCUCAAUGGGAAGAAAGUUGGAUUUAUGAUGAAGACAACAGAAAUGAUUUACUGUACUGUGUGGGAGUGGGUGAUAUCCUGAUGGGAAUACCUACUUCCGUAGCUUUGCUUUUCUCUGUUGAGUUAAAAAUGGCACGAUCUGUUCUCGAAGUUGUUUUUUUUUUUGGUCAAGAAACUGUGGAGGUGUCAGAAUAGCACGGGAGAAAAUUGAAGACAGCAAUGGUUACGUUGCGUAUGAUAAUGUUAACGAAGUUGACGGAAUCAACGCUGAUUGAGUUAAAAAGUUGAAAUUAUGUACGGACAAUUGUUUAUACAGACUUAAGGGACAGAUAGAAACAAUAUUCCGAGUUAGACAGAAAAGUUUAUCAUUAGAAAAUAUAGUAACUGUUUUAUUAACAGCAGAAAGACUGAUAGAAUAUUACUCGAUUUGCCAAUUUUUAUUAAAAUUCAUCAAAUCUA